Molecule: messenger RNA, 4642 nt
Organism: Gymnodraco acuticeps
Lineage: Eukaryota; Metazoa; Chordata; Actinopteri; Perciformes; Bathydraconidae
Gene: eif3s10
Product: eukaryotic translation initiation factor 3, subunit 10 (theta)
Exons: 22
Coding region: 127-3987 (1286 amino acids)
Biological process (GO): translation reinitiation; formation of cytoplasmic translation initiation complex
Cellular component (GO): eukaryotic translation initiation factor 3 complex, eIF3m; eukaryotic translation initiation factor 3 complex, eIF3e; multi-eIF complex
Molecular function (GO): translation initiation factor activity; mRNA binding
Source: RefSeq, a predicted model, not a curated record
CACGAGGCUCUUCCUUUCUCAGCCAGCACCGUAUCAGCGGGUGAGUGCGUGGCGUGGAUGGACUGGUGAAAUUUGUCAAAAUUCACUCUACUCAGCCAAUUUGAGUCUCACUAGAACGCCGCAAACAUGCCGGCGUAUUUUCAAAGGCCGGAGAAUGCUCUGAAACGAGCGAACGAGUUUCUUGAGGUUGACAAGAAGCAGCCAGCUUUGGAUGUUUUGUACGAUGUCAUCAAGAGCAAGAAACAUCGAACAUGGCAGAAGAUCCACGAGCCCAUCAUGCUCAAAUACCUGGAGCUCUGCGUGGAUCUUCGCAAGAGCCACCUGGCCAAGGAGGGUCUCUACCAGUACAAGAACAUCUGCCAGCAGGUGAACAUCAAAUCUCUGGAGGAUGUGGUUAGGGCUUACCUGAAGCUGGCGGAGGAGAAGACUGAGACCGCUAAGGGGGAGUCCCAGCAGAUGGUCCUGGAUAUUGAGGAUCUGGACAACAUCCAGACUCCUGAAAGUGUUCUCCUGAGUGCUGUCAGUGGAGAGGACACUCAGGAUCGUACCGAUCGCCUGCUGCUCACUCCUUGGGUGAAGUUCUUGUGGGAGUCCUACCGCCAGUGCUUGGACCUGCUGAGGAACAACUCCAAGGUGGAGCGCCUGUACCAUGACAUCGCCCAGCAAGCAUUCAAGUUCUGCCUGCAGUACACCCGUAAAGCAGAAUUUCGCAAGUUGUGUGACAAUCUGCGUAUGCAUCUGGGUCAGAUCCAGCGCCACCACAACCAGAGCACGGCCAUCAACCUGAACAACCCGGAGAGUCAGUCCAUGCACCUGGAGACUCGCCUGGUGCAGCUGGACAGCGCCAUCAGCAUGGAGCUCUGGCAGGAAGCAUUCAAGGCUGUUGAAGACAUCCAUGGCCUGUUUGCCCUUUCCAAAAAGCCUCCCAAGCCCCAGUUGAUGGCCAACUACUACAACAAGGUGUCGACUGUGUUCUGGAAAUCUGGAAACGCUCUUUUCCACGCCUGCACCCUCCACCGGCUCUAUCACCUCUCCAGGGAGAUGCGUAAGAAUCUGACCCAAGAUGAGAUGCAGAGGAUGUCCACCAGAGUCCUCCUGGCCACGCUGUCUAUCCCCAUCACCCCCGAGCGCACAGACAUUGCUCGGCUGCUGGACAUGGAUGGCAUCAUUGUUGAAAAACAACGCCGGCUGGCCACCCUCCUGGGCCUGCAGUCUCCACCAACCCGGCAGAGUCUCAUCAAUGACAUGGUGAGAUUUAACUUGCUGCAGUAUGUUGUACCCGAAGUGAAGGAACUGUACAACUGGCUCGAGGUAGACUUUCACCCUCUGAAGCUGAGCGGACGAAUGACCAAGGUGCUGAACUGGGUGAGAGACCAGUCUGAGAAGGAGUCUGAUCUGCAGCACUAUGUCCCUCACCUGCAGGGUAAUACCAUCCUGAGGCUCCUGCAACAGGUUGCACAGAUCUAUCAAAGCAUCGAGUUCACCCGCCUGGCCUCCCUGGUUCCCUUUGUGGACGCCUUCCAGCUGGAGCGCUCCAUUGUGGAUGCUGCCCGCCACUGUGAUCUGCAGGUCCGUAUAGACCACACCUCUCGAAAUCUGAGCUUUGGCUCCGACCUGAACUACUCGACCAAAGAAGACGCCCCUGUCGGUCCAUUCCUGCAGAACAUGCCAUCAGCGCAGAUAAGGAACCAGCUGACUGCUAUGUCUUCUUCUCUGGCUAAGGCCGUUCAGGUCAUCAAGCCUGCCUCCAUCCUGCAAGAGCGCGAGGAGCAGAGCCAGCUGGCUAUGGCUGCCUAUCUGAAAAACGCACGCAAGGAUCACCAGCGCAUACUGGCUCGUAGACAGACCAUCGAAGAGCGUAAGGAACGCCUGGAGAGCCUGAACAUUGCGCGUGAGAAGGAGGAGCUGGAGCUGCGUGAAGCUGAGAUGCAGAAGGUUCGCAAGGCCGAGGAGGAGCGACUGCGCCAGGAAGCCAAAGAGAGGGAGAAGGAGCGCAUCAUGCAGGAGCACGAGCUGAUCAAGAAGAAGACAGUCCGUGAGCGGCUGGAGCAGAUCAAGAAGACCGAGCUUGGAGCCAAGGCCUUCAAGGAUAUUGAUAUUGAGGACCUCGAGGAGCUGGACCCUGACUUCAUCAUGGCCAAACAGGUGGAGCAGCUGGAGAAGGAGAAGAGGGAACUCCAGGAACGCCUGAAGAACCAGGAGAAAAAGAUUGACUACUUUGAGAGGGCCAAACGUCUGGAGGAGAUUCCUCUCAUCAAACAGGCUUAUGAGGAGCAGCGAAUCAAGGACAUGGAACUAUGGGAGCUCCAGGAGGAGGAUAGGAUCAGUAACAUGGAAGUCGAGCGGGAGAAGGCUCUGGAGCACAAGAAGCGCAUGUCCAGGAUGAUGGAGGACAAAGAAAGCUUCUUGGGCAAAAUAACUGCUGCUCGUAGCUGUGUCUAUGAGGAAAAACUGAAAACCUUUGAGGAUCGCUUGGUGGAGGAGAGGAAAAAGCGCAUGGAAGAAAGGAAGAAGCAGCGCAAAGAGGACAGGCGUAACAACUUCUACCGUCAGAAAGAGGAAGAUGCUCAGCGUAUCCACGAGGAGUCACUCAAGAAAGAGCGUGAGGAGGCUGAACGCAUUGAACAUGAGCAGCGAGAGGAGGAGGAUCGGGAGUACCAGGAGCGUCUGCGCAAACUCGAGGAGCAGGAACGAAAGCAGCGCGCUCGUCAACAGGAGAUCGAGGAGCGGGAACGCCGUCGUGACGAAGAGAAACGGGUCCCAGCCGAGGAGAAACCCAAGGAUUGGAGCGAAAAGGAGGUUGCAAAGGACACUGAGAAGGAGGAAGGAGGAGGAGGGUGGAGGAAGCGCACAGCUUUGCCUGACAAGGAAAAGAGACAGGAGGAUGACAACGAGGAAAGAGAAGCUCCUGUCAGGCGAGCGGAAGGUUUCCGCAGGGAUGGAGAAGACAGAGGACCCCGUCGGGGGGGCUUCGAUGACGACAGAGCCCCCCGGCGUGGCGAAAAUGAGGACCGCCCCAUACGCAGAGGCUUCGACGAUGACCGCGGUACACGUAGAGGUUUCGAGGAGGACCGUGCCCCGAGGCGUGCUUUCGAUGACGACCGUGCCCCGAGGCGUGGCUUUGAUGACGACAGAAGUUCUCGCAGAGGCACGGAUGACACCUGGGGUCCCAGGAAAGGGGGAGAUGAUGAAGAGAAGGGUGGAAAGAGAGGCGUUGAAGAGGCUCCACGUCGUGGUGAGGAUAACAAAGCACGGCCUGGUGGUUGGCGUGAGCGAGAGAAGGCUCGCGAGGACAGCUGGGGUCCUCCCAGGGACAAGUCCAGGGAGAAAGACGAUGAUACUGAAGAAGAGCCCAAACCAAGCGAGCGGCGUCCAGUCAAAGAGGAGAGUGUCUGGAGGAGACCCGGCACAGAGGAAGGAGGAAGCAGCUGGAGAGACUCUCGAAAAGAGAUCGCUGACAGUGAUGAUCGUCGAGGAGGGCGUGAGGAGCGUCAGAUCGAGCGUCCGCGUGAGGAGCGUCAGAUCGAGCGUCCGCGUGAGGAGCGUCAGAUCGAGCGUCCGCGUGUGGAGCGUCCGGCCGAGCGUCAGAUCGAGCGUCCGGCCGAGCGUCAGAUCGAGCGUCCGGCAGAGCGUCCGGCAGAGCGUCCGGCAGAGCGUCCGGCAGAGCGUCCGGCCGAGCGUCAGAUCGAGCGUCCUGCCGAGCGUCAGAUCGAGCGUCCUGCCGAGCGUCAGAUCGAGCGUCCAGCCGAGCGUCAGAUCGAGCGUCCAGCCGAGCGUCAGAUUGAGCGUCCGAUCAGAGAGAGCCGGGAUGAGCGUGAAGUCAGAGCCCCACCCAGAGAAACAGAGGAUGGAGCUUCUUGGCGUCGUGGAGGCGAGGAGAAGCGAGAGGAGCGUCCCAAAGAGGGUGAGACCGAGGAAGAAAAAGCCAACGCUCGCCGCAUCAAGAACGAGACGGAUGAUGACGGCUGGACCACUGUCCGCCGCUGAGCCACAUCUGCAUCCAAUUGGUUCAAUGAAAUUGGUUCUGAAAAAUAAAUUUGGAUUCCCAUCAGCCAGUUAUAAAUUAAUGGCCACACGCUUCUAAUACUCAUGUGCGUUAUUACUUUGAAUUGAAUAAUUAUAGACAAUAGUUUUCCUGGGGAUUUUUUUUCUUUUAUCUCCAUUUCUUUACAGUUGUUUGGACCAGAGGCUCCCACCAGCCAGAUCACCAUCAACCAAUGAACUUGUGUGUGCACUUUGGCCUCAUGCAAACCAUCAGAGUAAGCAAAGCUGCCCCCAGUGGUUAGGAGUAUUAUUACCUUACAUGAAGAAGUAAACCUAACUAUACUGAUAACAUAAUUACCUGCAACAACUUUCUAUGAAAAUUCAGAGCAUCACCAACUGCCUCUUUUUAAAUAAUUCCCAUUGCAUAGAUGUUAUGAUAUGCCACAGAUCCACAUCUCCCUGUAAAGGCAAUGACAUGAGUUGGUCAAAUGCGUCAGUGAACCUGUUCAAGAACUAGAUACAUUUACAUUUGAUGUGCAUGCAUUCAAUUGAUCUCGCCUGAUAUCCAGUGUGUGGUUUUAUCUCUGCAAUCAACGGUACCCAACCAGGUUGCAUGUCAACAGUUAAAGCCUUUAUUAAUAAAGAUGUUUGCUCACCA